AUGUUCUCCCAAUCCUCUUGGCAGUUUUCCCAAGAUGCCUCAAUGAACCAACACAAUGGUGGAACCUCCUGCCCACCGGAUACCCAGGAAUCCAAUCUAUCAUUGGACCUGUCCCUCAACUUUGGAACACUUUCAUCCCAGACGUCCACUCCCACUUUGACUCAACUGUCUGAAGCAUACAAAAACCCAUUACAGUCAUCACCCCAACCAGCAGCAUAUACCAUCUCCGCUUCUGCCGUUGAUGAAAGCGAUGCAGCAGAUGCCUGCACUGCUGCUGCCCUUUCAAUCUUAGAAAUGUCACAAACAACUCCCAACACAGCUUCUCCACAGAAGGACGAGCCUCCACCAAAUCUUAUUUUCAAAACUGAUCCCCUUGCAAAUCUUUGGAAGGAACAGUCUGAUUUACUGCGUUGUUACGCCUGUCCAAAUUCCCUUCGCACCGCCACAAUUGCAAAACUGUUUUUCACAGAGGAACAAUUUGGAAACGACGCCGUCAUGCUAGCCCUUGGAACUACCUUUCUUCUUCGCAGCAAUUCCCCAUCCUACUUUUCCAAUUUCCAAGUUGGCAUUAUUUUCAAAACCAACUUGCGCUGCAAAAACGGGGCUCCACUGGAUAUGCAUGUUGAGAACUCAGCUGAACUUGACCGUGAGAUAGAUACACUCUCAAGUCUGGCUUCUGCCAUUGGGAAAAAGGACGGCAGAAAGCUGCAGUUGGGUUUUGCAAACGUGAAACGCAGACUCACUGUUCAACUUGAGAUUGUCUACGUCUUGCAUCACCUCAUUCGAGGGCUACUCCGACAUGUUCUUCCACUGGCAGCAAUAAAACAUGAUGAUUGUUUCUGGUUUCUGAGUCUGUUGAUGGUAUCAUGUCCAACCGAGAAUGACUAUGAUGAUUGUUUCUGGUUUCUGAGUCUGUUGAUGGCAUCAUGUCCAACCGAGAAUGACUGCUAUGAAACCACCCUCAAGGUGGCUGUUGCAACCCAAGCAAUCCAGCAAUCACCUCUGCUGGAGCAUCUUCGCACAUUGUGGGAAAAUCGCAGCACAGAACCAAGUGUAGCCUUCCUUCAAAAAAUUCAUUUGUUAUUCUCUUCCCUCUCCCACAAUUUUCCAACUUCAGAUCUCAGUUCCUCUUUGAGGGACACUUGGGGAUUGCUGGAGCGAGCUGGGCUGAAAACCACUGUACUUGUUCAGCAGUUCCACAUUGUGAGCUUUGGAAUUAAACACCAGCGGGGCGUGAUUGUCAAUCCAGUGCACUACUUUUUCACCACAGUCGUUGCCAAGGCCGUUCACCUUUCUUCAAAACACUCUUGCACCCAAGGUCAACUCCAAGGGGCGCUGAUACUGUUCAAAACCUACAUAUUUGAGAGAAAAAAAGAACGCGUUACUAUUGGCAAAGAACAGCGCCAUGUUCUAGCCCAGAAACGCCCGGUUCAGGCCCUCAAAUCUACAUUAUCAAAUACUCAUUUGAUGCUGGAGGAAAGUCUUGACAGUGCCCUAAAAUCGAUUUUGGUUCUGCCAGAGAUUUUACCGCGCGUCUCUCAUGGUCAACAAUCCACACCGCUUCCAAAGAAUCUUCGAUCUCUUUGCUGUUUAAAACAAGUCAGCCACAAAGACAAGAAUCAAUUUUUUUUUUGUCUGUGGCAAAACAACGGAGACCCAAGCACCACAGUUGUCACACCUGCUGGAAGUGACUCCAAAAUCUUUCUGGAGAGUGUGAAACGGUUACGAAAAGAUUGGCUUCGAGACGAUAUUAUCAAUUAUUUCUGUUCCAUCCUCUUGCAGUAA
Molecule: messenger RNA, 1785 nt
Organism: Cylindrotheca closterium
Lineage: Eukaryota; Bacillariophyta; Bacillariophyceae; Bacillariales; Bacillariaceae
Source: the annotation of a GenBank genome assembly